AUGGCAAUGGAGAAGGUACUUGCUUCUGUGGGAGAGAUGAGGCCAAAGACCAAGAUUGUGUGCACAUUGGGACCGUCUUCCAGGUCCGUGGAGAUGGCAGAGAAGCUUUUGAGGGCUGGCAUGAACGUUGCUCGCUUCAACUUCUCUCAUGGUAGUCAUGAGUAUCAUCAGGAAACUCUUGAUAAUUUAAGGAGUGCCAUGAACAACACCGGAAUUCUCUGUGCUGUCAUGUUGGAUACUAAGGGUCCAGAAAUUAGAACUGGGUUUCUGAAAGAUGGAAAGGCCAUUCAUCUCCAACAGGGAAAAGAGAUUAUCAUAUCAACUGACUAUACCAUUCAUGGUGAUGAGAAUAUGAUCUCUAUGAGCUACAAGAAGUUGGCUGAGGAUGUGAAGCCUCAAAGUGACAUCUUAUGUGCUGAUGGAACAAUUACUUUGAAAGUUCUGGCAUGUGACAAGGAGCGUGGUUUGGUACGUUGUCGAUGUGAGAACACUGCAGUUUUGGGUGAGAGGAAGAAUGUCAAUCUUCCUGGAGUUGUGGUUGAUCUGCCAACUUUGACAGAGAAGGACAAAGUAGAUAUAUUGGAGUGGGGAGUUUUAAAUAAGAUUGACAUGAUCGCGCUCUCUUUUGUUAGGAAAGGCUCAGACCUUGUUGAGGUCAGAAAACUUUUGGGGGAGCAUGCCAAGGAUAUAAUGCUCAUGUCUAAGGUUGAGAACCAAGAAGGUGUUACUAAUUUCGACGACAUACUAGCAAAUUCAGAUGCCUUCAUGGUGGCCAGGGGUGACCUUGGGAUGGAAAUUCCAAUUGAAAAGAUAUUCUUAGCUCAGAAACUGAUGAUUGCAAAGGCCAACAGACUAGGAAAGCCAGUGGUGACUGCUACUCAGAUGCUCGAGUCAAUGACCAAAUCUCCUCGUCCCACCCGAGCAGAAGCCACUGAUGUUGCCAAUGCUGUUCUUGAUGGAACUGACUGUGUCAUGCUCAGCGGCGAAACUGCAGCUGGAUCCUAUCCGGAAAUUGCUGUUCAAACCAUGGCUAAAAUAUGUGUCUCUGCAGAACAGUACAUAAACUAUGGAGAAAUUUUCAAGAAAAUGCAAUAUGAAGCAAUGCCUAUGAGCCCUCAAGAGAGUCUGGCCUCCUCGGCAGUGCACAUGGCAACUUCCAUCAGGGCUGCACUCAUUUUGGUCCUGACAAGAGGAGGAACCACGGCAAAGCUUGUGGCUAAGUACAGGCCAAGCAUGCCGAUUUUGUCUGUGGUAGUUCCUGAGAUAACUACAGACUCUUUCGAGUGGUCAUGCAGCGAUGCAGCUCCUGCAAGGCACAGCCUUAUUUAUAGAGGUCUUGUGCCUCUUCUCAGCUCAGGUUCCAUUAAAGGCUCUCAUGCUGAGUCUACUGAAGAGGCUGUGCAGUCUGCUAUUCAAUAUGCAAAGGCUAAUGGUCUUUGCAAGCCUGGGGAUUCAAUUGUGGCUCUGCACCGAAUGAACUGCACCGACGUCUGCAACAUCUUCCCUGUCAUAUGA
Fragaria vesca subsp. vesca is the source of this 1515-nucleotide messenger RNA. Its product is annotated as pyruvate kinase, cytosolic isozyme-like. Bases 1 to 1515 code for a protein of 504 amino acids. Gene Ontology annotation, molecular function: potassium ion binding; magnesium ion binding; pyruvate kinase activity. The record is from RefSeq and is a predicted model, not a curated record. The transcript has 3 exons. Lineage: Eukaryota; Viridiplantae; Streptophyta; Magnoliopsida; Rosales; Rosaceae. Gene Ontology annotation, biological process: glycolytic process. Gene Ontology annotation, cellular component: cytoplasm.